Messenger RNA from Paramormyrops kingsleyae, 1088 nucleotides. It is a transcript of the gene fkbp14, whose product is annotated as FKBP prolyl isomerase 14. The record is from RefSeq and is a predicted model, not a curated record. Gene Ontology annotation, molecular function: calcium ion binding; peptidyl-prolyl cis-trans isomerase activity. Lineage: Eukaryota; Metazoa; Chordata; Actinopteri; Osteoglossiformes; Mormyridae.
AAUAACUGUGUCUGUAACAAAAAUAUCCCAUCCUAAAAAAUGCGAGGGCUGCCACGUAUUCGGGUAGCGGCUGUGUGAGUAGCGGCCAGGAAACCUUCAUACUUGAAAUACAAACAAACUGUCAACAAACGUGUUCUUAACGUAAAAUGUUACUUGCAUGUAUCAGUUGGUUUUGCACAUCAUUUUUCUUAUAUGUCACUGGAGCAAAACUUCCAGAGCCGGAGGUGAAAAUCGAGGUUUUACACAAACCUUUCCUCUGCCACCGCAAGUCCAAGUACGGGGAUAUGCUCCUGGUGCACUACGAGGGAUUUCUGGAGAGCAAUGGCACCAUGUUCCAUUCCAGCCGCACCCAUGGCGAUAAGCACCCGAUAUGGCUCACUUUGGGCAUCCGAGAAGUGAUCAAAGGCUGGGACAAGGGUUUGCAGGACAUGUGUACAGGGGAGAGAAGAAAACUGACUAUCCCCCCCUCCCUUGCAUAUGGGAAAGAAGGGAAAGGAAAAAUCCCUCCCGAAAGUACACUGAUCUUCGACAUAGAGAUCAUCGAAAUCCGAAAUGGCCCGAGGUCUCACGAGUCCUUCCAGGAGAUGGAUCUUAAUGACGACUGGAAGCUGUCCAAAGCAGAGGUGAAGGAGUACCUGAGGAAAGAGUUCGAGAAGCACGGCUACCCCUCCAAUGACACCCACCAUGAGGUUAUGGUUGAAGAUAUAUUCAACAAGGAAGAUGAGGAUAAAGACGGGUACAUAUCAGCUAGAGAAUUUACCUACAAACACGAUGAACUCUAGACAAUAAUGGAAUUCAUACAUCUCAGAGGAUCUUUUUGGUAGUUUUACUGUAAAUCUGGGUGUUACAAGCGCAGGUGUGACAUUUAACAUGUUCUUGGAUUUGAUGAAUUCCUGUGAAAGUCUCUCUGGAUGUGAUGGACGAAACCAUUUCACGCUCCCAGACAUUUCUUUUUGUCAUUUUUUCUUUCCCCUUUGACUGAGGAUGUUGAUCUUUGUAUCUUAACAUAUUUUUUAAUAGGCACCCUGCUUUUACACCACAUUUUUAAGUUUCUUACUAGAAUAAAUUAUCCAUGUGAGAAUAAUUUA